GUCACCUACGCAUAUGACAGACGGUAUGUAGAAGAUAGUUAAUGACUUGAAAAACAUCUCAAAAUUAAAAAAUAAUUAAAAUGUUUCGAGUAAUACUAAAAAGUGUGGUACCAGGAUUCCCAAAGUCUGGGCUCAGUAGAGGAUCUCAGCAAGAAUUAGCGCUUCGUACAAUCUUACUAGGAACAAAAUCCUUAUCGAACUCCGUUGACGCUGAUAAGUUUUCACUAAAGCAUGAGGAAGUUGGAAGACCAUUGUAUUUCGACGCACAAGCUACAACACCAAUGGAUCCUAGAGUUUUAGAUGCUAUGCUGCCCUAUCUUGUAAGUCACCAUGGUAACCCUCAUUCAAGAACCCAUGCCUAUGGAUGGGAGAGUGAAGCUGCCGUUGAGAAAGCAAGAGAACAAGUUGCAAAUUUGAUAGGAGCUGAUCCUAAAGAAAUAAUAUUUACUUCUGGAGCAACAGAAUCAAAUAAUAUAUCAAUUAAAGGAGUAGCAAGAUUCUAUGCACCAAGAAAAAAGCAUGUUGUUACUACACAGAUUGAACAUAAGUGUGUUUUAGAUUCAUGCAGAGUAUUAGAAGGAGAAGGCUUUAAGGUCACAUAUUUGCCUGUUGGCACAAAUGGUAUUAUAAAGUUGCAGGAUUUAGAGGCUGCUAUCACUCCCGAAACGAGUUUGGUUUCAAUAAUGACUGUUAAUAAUGAAAUUGGUGUUAAACAACCUAUAGCCGAUAUUGGAGCAAUAUGUAAGAAAAAUAAAAUAUUCUUCCACACUGAUGCAGCACAAGCUUUAGGAAAAAUACCUCUUGAUGUGAAUGAAAUGAAUAUUGACUUGAUGUCUAUAUCUGGUCAUAAAAUUUAUGGACCAAAGGGAGUUGGCGCUCUGUACAUUAGACGCAGACCUAGAGUUCGUGUUGAGCCAAUCCAAAGUGGAGGGGGGCAAGAAAGAGGAAUGAGAAGUGGCACAGUACCAACUCCACUAGUAGUUGGACUAGGUGCUGCAUGUGAAAUAUCACAACGCGAAAUGGCUUAUGAUCAUGCAUGGAUGGAACAACUGGCUAAAAGAUUCCUUGACAAGAUUAACUCAAAAUUGACACAUGUUAUAAGAAAUGGUGAUGAGGAACAAUCAUAUCCUGGAUGUAUUAACCUAUCAUUUGCAUAUGUAGAAGGUGAAUCACUAUUAAUGGCUUUAAAAGACAUUGCCUUGUCAAGUGGUUCAGCAUGCACAUCGGCAUCUCUGGAACCAUCAUAUGUAUUAAGAGCAAUUGGAGCUGAUGAAGAUUUAGCGCAUAGUUCCAUUAGAUUUGGCUUGGGAAGAUUUACAACAACAGAUGAAGUAGAUUACACAGCUGAAAAAACUAUAAGACAUGUUGAGCGUCUUAGGGAGAUGAGUCCUCUUUGGGAGAUGGUGCAGGAAGGUGUAGACAUCAAAACAAUUCAGUGGUCUCAACAUUAAGUACCCCUUACCAACUCUUGUAUGCAUAUAAAGAUGACCGAAUCAUGUAUGAAUGACUUUGUGAUAUUAUAAAAUUUAAAUGAUAACCUUGAUAAGGUCUAAUUUUUUCGUUAGUAGCAUAUGUAUACUGUUUGAAGUAAAUUUUUGUUCCUACAUUGUAUAAAAGACAAAAACGUGUUUUUUUUUAAUUAAACAAACAUGGUUAUGUUCUGAUAUAUUAAUCUGUAAUAUUUAUGAUUGUAUGACUUAAGAGAAUGUUUACAGAAAUGAAAUUCUAAAAUAUUAUUAUAAAUUUAAUUAGAGCCAUUUAAAUAAUUACACUAAAAUACAAUACAUUUAUUCAUAAUAUUCAAAGCACGCCAAUUUUGUCAUGAUACAUUAUUGAUUAUAUUAAAUAAGAAACCCCUUCGCAACACAGCUGUCAAACAUUAAAAACAGGUAACAGGAUUUCAGAUUGUAUUUUUUAGAUCUGACAUUAUAUAAUAAUUGUUGUUGAUAUUGAAUGUUUAUUGUGUUUUUAAAUUAUUGUUUUGGAAUAGAUAAAAGCUAAUUUAACCAAAAUUAUUAAUACCCAUAUAAAAUUAGCAUUACCUGUUUACACAUCUUCUAUGUCCUUCCACCUCUCAUGUUAUUUAAAUAAAUGACAUCAUCAAAUAGCUUGUGUAAAAUUAUAAAAUUAAAGCACUGGAUUCUUACUAUAUGUUAUUUGUUUAAGUUCAAAUUUAAAUUUGUUAGUUUGUUACUUA
Zerene cesonia (dogface butterfly) is the source of this 2197-nucleotide messenger RNA. It is a transcript of the gene Nfs1, whose product is annotated as cysteine desulfurase, mitochondrial. Gene Ontology annotation, biological process: [2Fe-2S] cluster assembly. Gene Ontology annotation, molecular function: cysteine desulfurase activity; pyridoxal phosphate binding. The transcript has 8 exons. Gene Ontology annotation, cellular component: mitochondrion; cytosol; nucleus. Lineage: Eukaryota; Metazoa; Arthropoda; Insecta; Lepidoptera; Pieridae. Bases 81 to 1451 code for a protein of 456 amino acids. The record is from RefSeq and is a predicted model, not a curated record.